UUUAGUAGAGUGGAAAAACUUUUGUCCUUCGCUGACCUAGGCGCUCAGCUGGCUCAGCUGCAGCUGAUCUUCUGGCUUGCUAGCUGUCAUGCUAGCUACACUCUUUGAUUUCCAAUGCCCUCCUCUGUGGCUGCUUUUCCCUGUGCUGCCUACAGGAAGCUCCUUCCCUGGUUGCUAAGGCAACCGAGGACGAUGGCCCCCAGCAGGAGUUGGGGAAGCCUUGGGCUGUCUUUCAGCUCGGCGCUGUGCAGUGUGCCUGCUGACCCGCCGCUGACUGGGAGGCGGAGCCAACUUUGCAGAGGAGCUUCGCCUGGCCCAGUAUGGGUCCUGCCGUCCCGCUGUCCCACUGUGAGACAGAGCUCCAGCAUCAGAGCUAGUGCUCCUUUCUCCCCCUGCUGGCCACUUCAAUGCUCUGACCCACUGUGCUCGACUAGUAACAAGAGCACAGGCGGCAAGAUGUCAUCUUCUUCCUCCACCUCCUCCUCUAAUGCUGCAAAUGGACAAGGGAAGCCUAAGCCUAAAUCCCCGAUGCACAAGAGGGGGAGCCUGCAGAGCACCACCAGCCCUGAUCUUUGCGGUGCAUCUGGGCCCAAACCCCUCAAAACCCAGCGAUCCCUUCCAGGGACGCCUGUUUCUCUCGCACACUGCCCAAUCGACCUGCGCACAUCAAUGGAGGAAAAGUACAAAGAGAUUGCUGAGGAGCUGUUCACACGCAGCAUGACAGAGAGUGAGAUGCGGAGUGCUCCGUAUGAGUUCCCGGAGGACAGUCCCAUCGAACAGCUGGAGGAAAGACGUCAUCGCCUGGAGAGGCAGAUCAGCCAGGAUAUUAAGCUUGAGCCAGAGAUCUUGCUCCGUGCCAAACAGGACUUCAUGAAAAUCGACAGUGCUGCAGACCUAGAGUUAAUGAAAGACAAAAGUGUGGACACUGUUGAUGAUGCCGUUAAGGAGCGAGAAAUGCCGAUGGAGAGAGAGUACCAGCGGGUCUCAAUAUCUGGAGAGGAAAAGUGUGGGGUGCCCUUCACUGACCUAGUAGAUGCUGCCAAGUGUGUUGUGAAGGCACUAUUUAUCCGGGAAAAGUACAUAAACCGUUCCCUGCAGAACUUUUGUAAGACUACAGCUCAUGCCUUGCAGGACCUUGGGAUGAAGACUCUGGAUCUGGGAAUUUAUGAAGAUGUACCAGAGACCCCUGUAGACGCUGAUGCCCCGGUCCAUCCACCUGUUUCUGAAACACACCCUUACGACAAUCAGGACCCCAAUAACAUGCCACCAGACACAGAAUAUGGUUGCAAGAUGGUAGACGGGGUAGUCCAUGUCUACACUAAGAAAACCAACAUGGACAAAAGUGGAGAACUUGACCUGCCGUAUCCUGACCUUAAAGAGUAUAUUGCAGACAUGAAUGUGAUGAUGGCUCUUAUUAUCAAUGGGCCAGUGAAGUCUUUCUGCUACCGUCGCCUGCAGUACCUAAGCUCUAAAUUUCAAAUGCACAUCCUUCUGAACGAGAUGAAGGAGCUGGCAGCUCAGAAGAAAGUUCCUCAUAGAGACUUCUACAACAUCAGAAAGGUGGACACACACAUACACGCCUCAUCCUGCAUGAACCAGAAGCACCUGCUGAGAUUCAUUAAGAGAGCCAUGAAGAAAUAUCCCGAGGAGAUCGUUCACAUUGAGCGUGGGCGUGGUCAGACCCUCAAGGAGGUUUUUGAGAGCAUGAACCUGACUGCUUUCGAUUUGAGUGUAGACACGCUCGACAUGCACGCGGACCGUAACACAUUUCAUCGGUUUGACAAGUUCAACGCCAAAUACAACCCCAUCGGAGAAUCCAUCCUCAGAGAGAUCUUCAUCAAGACAGACAACUACAUCGAAGGGAAAUAUUUUGCACAUAUAAUUAAGGAGGUGAUGUUUGACCUCGAAGAGAGCAAGUACCAGAACUCUGAGCUCCGUCUGUCCAUCUACGGCCGCUCUAGAGAUGAAUGGGACAAGUUGGCUCAGUGGGCUGUCAAGCACAGCGUGUAUUCUGAUAAUGUGCGCUGGCUUGUCCAGGUGCCCCGUUUGUUUGACGUGUACCACACAAAGAAGCAGCUGGCUAAUUUCCAGGAGAUGCUGGAGAACAUCUUCAUGCCUCUGUUUGAAGUCACAAUCAACCCCCGUAGUCAUCCUGAGCUGCAUCUCUUCUUGGAGCAUGUGGUGGGCUUUGACAGCGUGGACGAUGAGUCCAAACCAGAGCACCACAUUUUCAAUCUCGACAGUCCGCUUCCAGCAAACUGGACAGAAGAAGACAACCCACCCUACUCUUACUACCUCUACUACACCUAUGCCAACAUGAGUGUGCUCAACCACCUGCGAAGACGGCGAGGUUUCCAUACAUUUGUGCUGCGACCUCACUGUGGGGAAGCGGGGCCGAUCCACCACCUGGUGUCGGGUUUCAUGCUGUCAGAGAACAUCUCUCAUGGUCUGCUGCUCAGAAAGGCUCCGGUGCUACAGUAUCUUUAUUACCUUGCUCAAGUCGGCAUUGCCAUGUCACCACUGAGCAACAACAGCCUGUUCCUCAGUUACCACCGCAACCCACUGCCAGAGUAUCUGUCCAGAGGCCUCAUGGUCUCCCUGUCCACCGAUGAUCCUCUCCAGUUCCACUUUACCAAGGAACCUCUGAUGGAGGAGUACAGCAUCGCCACUCAAGUGUGGAAACUAAGUUCAUGUGACAUGUGUGAGCUGGCAAGAAACAGUGUCCUCAUGAGUGGAUUUUCACACAAGGCCAAAAGCUACUGGUUGGGUCCAAAUUACGCUAAGGAGGGUCCUGAGAGCAACGACAUCCGCCGCACCAAUGUCCCGGACAUCCGCGUGGCGUACCGAAGCGAGACGCUCACCGAGGAGCUUCAUCUCAUCACUCACGCUGUGCGCACGGACGAGCUGGACGCUAUCGACGAGGAGGACUCUCUCACCAUGGGCUCUUUCCCGGGACGGCGCUGAAAUCUGACAAAAUGUAAAAUCCCCAACCCCGUGGUCCACUCAGCAUGACACUGAAGACAUGUGCUGUGAGAGCAGCAUAAACACCGCCACAACAAUUGUACAAGUAUGACAGCAGCACAGCUAUGAAAAAGCCAAGAAUAUAGUUCUGCCAGAACACUUAGGCUCCACUUACUUUAAUGUUGCUGGGGGGGGGGGGACAUCCAGCCAUGUGUUAUUUUAUUUAAAGUUUCCCCAAAUGUCCAUUGUUUGCAACCUGAGUCAGUUCCAUGGAGGUUUGCAGGGCCUGCCAUCAGGGUUUUUUGAGAUUGAACAGCAGGGAAACGUGUGUUUGUAUUCCUGUCCUGUCAAAGCCAUCAGAUGGUCCCUGUGGUGUUUUCUGUUAAUUAGUAACAUGCUUUCAUAGUAGUAGCUGCAGUAUUUACACUGACAACCAGCACAUUUAAACCUCCCCUGUUUUGUUUAGCCUCUUCUAUACUUAGUCAUUCUGUUCUUUCAUUUGAUUACACAGAAAUGAAGAAUUACUGAUGUAUUUUUGCUGGAAUAAAACGCUUUGAUUGUUGGUGGAGGUUGGACUUACCUGCACAGCAAACUGUGACGGGCAUCUUGUUUAAUCUACUGAAUGCUGCAGCACUAAAUCAUAGCUGCGUGUGUCUUGCUUGGUGUGGUUUUUAAUCAUAUACUUGCUAAAUUGCACUUUCUAGAAUCGUUCUUCCAUGAUUCAGUCAGCACAGAAAGAAAAAAACUCCACAGUCGAGAGGAGAGAAGCAGGCUGAUGCAAACAUUCCUUGAAGCGAAUGGGACUCUUUAAGCAGCGUACGAAGCGACCUCGUCAAAAAUGAUGAGAUGUUUGUGCGCUGAAAGAGAGACACUGUAGAUUUUAAUCACAGCACAAAAAAUGUGGAUGAGUUCUCACUUUGACCUCACUGUGACCACGAAGCCCCCCUCUGUAUGUCUUAGGGGCCCCAAUCACUCUCAUUCCUUUUACUAGACAGUCACAGAGGUUUUUCCCCUUUGCAUGCAAUGCACUGUACAUAUGCACCCAGCCAAGGUUUCACAGUGCCUUUUCAUUUUUAGCUUUGAGCAGUGCAUGCUCUCUUUCUCGCCUGCUUAUUUUCCCUCAGUCGAUAAACACUGAGCAUAUACGCGCUUCACACUGAUUAGCUGAAACCACCUAGCUGCAUGCUCAGUGUAAAGUAGCUUUUACUUUUGCCUUUAGGAGGAUCUAUUACCUGUUCUGUGAGUAUGUAAAUGAUUUUUUUUUUUUAAUUUGCAUGUCUGCACGAUUAAUGGAUGGCAGGAGAGAAUGAGACUGAUGUUUACAGCAAGCUUUAAUGUAAAACAUCUAAACUAAUUCAGGGCUGCUGACCAGCUUUCAAUCCAGAAUCUGUUUUGUAAUGUAGCAAGCAGGUUUGUACUCUGCUCUGUUCACCAUGUACGAAUUCACAAACCAUGCUGGGACAUGGUUAAGACAUUUGCAUGGUACUUGUAGCAUUUUUUUUUUUUUUUACUUGCCCCAAACCUGGUCAAAGCUGGUAUCACCCACCUCGGGAUUUUUGUAUUAUAACAUCACACUGCCUGCCACUGGAUCUCCCAUCAGACUGCAAGCAUACUUGUUAAACCCCAGUCGAGUAAGACUUGAUGCCAAGACUAGAAGAGAACGAGUCAGAAAGUAUUGGGCUUUAUCUGAAUAACCAGCUGUAAAGUAUUAGGGUAGGAAAGUGUUUGCUUUAGAGGUGGUUAGGAUAAAAACGGAGAAUCCGUCAUUUUUCAGCUAUAAAUCGUAGCUACGCAAGUGGAGCUCUGUGGAAAUGUCACUGUGGGAGUUUCUGUAAAGAGUGUAUUUUUUUUGAAGGCAAUACAAAGAUGGGUAAUUUUAUCUAAUUGAUGUGAAGGUUUGACACUUCAAUUUGUCUGUUUAUUGCUUUUUGAAUCUAAGUGGACACAGAUUGUCUGCUCGGCCUCUUUAUUACUGCAUUAGUCGUUAUUCUUCACCUGUUUUUAUUCCUGUGAACUCUCAGUAUUUCAAUGCAAAUGUAACAGAUAAAGUGUCAAAGUUGGUACUUUUUACUCUAAAGCAAAACGUCACCUCCAGCAGCGUCUGUGAACACUUUGGCCCUUGAACAUUUUCAUGUGAACCAAAACACUGAUGGAUUUUACAUCUACACUGACGUUAGCCUUUUACUCGCUCUGUUUAAUAUUCAUUUUUGACUACUCUGUAACAUUUUGCACUGUGAUUAUGGGAGUUUUUUUGAUUACAGUUGCUCAUGCUGCUACGGCAUUUGUCAUCUGAACCUAAAAUUUUCCACUCGUUCGGUUUCUAUCUGUUCACCUUUACAUCUUGUUGUUUACUGUUUAUUAUGUUAAUUAUGUCCAACAUAUAGUACACCCUACCUCACAAAUCAUGUCUUUUUGGAGCCCAGCAGCAGUAUUCAAAACUGCAACUCACAGCAAUCAACUGCUGACAUACUGAAAACUACAUAAAAGUCCCAUUAUAGUUUCGCAUAGUUCAAAUUAAUAUAUUACUCAUAUAAUUAAUAUAUUGAAGCCAACCGUCAGGAAAAAAGAAAAAGCAACAACUCCUUUUACUUCAGAAGCUCACGUUUCUGGUAUUGUUGUAUUAAAACCAAUAUUUCAAUAUAUACCGAAGAUUGAGCUCAGUAAAUAGUAGCACAUGAGGGUCAGAGAGAAAAAACCUGAAGUGGAGUAACACUGAGUGGGAGCCAACACAGAAACACAGCAUAUAUUCAAACAUGGAGUUAACAGUUCACAGUCCGGAUAAUGUGUUCGGCAUCAUUUACAUUACUAACCUCAGUGCUCUAAGUAUUCUGAUACUCAGUGUGUGUUCAGCUGAGGUUUUAUUCUUUGUUUUUACAGCCAUGUAACUGUGUAGACAUUAUUAUUAUUAUUAUUAUUAUUAUCAUUUUUAUCAUUUUUUAAAUUCUGCCUGGUUUUAUGUCCAUUAAUCUGUAAUCUGUAGCCUUAUUGCUUGAGAUGGACUGCCAGUGUUUUACAGAUUCAGAUGCCUCUGAGGUUCACGUGUAAUGACUCGACAACAAAAUAAAGCAUGUUAAUUCA
Molecule: messenger RNA, 6039 nt
Organism: Pelmatolapia mariae (spotted tilapia)
Lineage: Eukaryota; Metazoa; Chordata; Actinopteri; Cichliformes; Cichlidae
Product: AMP deaminase 2-like
Exons: 18
Coding region: 115-2964 (949 amino acids)
Biological process (GO): AMP metabolic process; IMP salvage
Cellular component (GO): cytosol
Molecular function (GO): AMP deaminase activity
Source: RefSeq, a predicted model, not a curated record